Molecule: messenger RNA, 1632 nt
Organism: Verticillium alfalfae VaMs.102
Lineage: Eukaryota; Fungi; Ascomycota; Sordariomycetes; Glomerellales; Plectosphaerellaceae
Exons: 3
Coding region: 1-1632 (543 amino acids)
Source: RefSeq, a predicted model, not a curated record
AUGAGCUUCGACCAGGAGAGUGACUCCGACCGAGAGUCAUCCAUCGAGGAGGAUAACCGCAUUUUACCCCACGCCGAGCUCACAACGGACGUCAAACCUGUUGCCCGUUCUGCGCGCACUCGCUUCGAUCCUCCUCUGCCUGCAUACGGUGGUGAGGGCCAGGAGUUCCAAUCGCAGGAAUCCGGUGAUGAGUCGGAUAACAGCGACUAUACCCCUCCAGUCUUGCGGACUUUUUCCUCUCUUAACCCGCCCUCCUACUCGGACGACAGCGAAAACGACGACGACGACGACGAAGAAGAAGAGCAGGAGCAAGAUAAUAGCCAGCGAGCGGAAGAACAGUUGCUGAACGGCUAUGAUAUGUAUCAGCCCACCCAACACUCGCUCACUGCGGACCAAAAUCUCAAUUAUUCAAUUCCCCCAAUCCCUUCGCAAGACGAGCUGCCGCAGCCAAUCUACUCUAGCGAAGACGAGGACAGACUGCUCGACAAGUAUGCGAUUUUGGCUGCUGCGAGCAGAGAUCGUACCCCGGAACCCAUUGAUGGUCCAGACGAGGACGUUGAUGCACCACCUUCGGCUCAGCCACGGGAAGACAUUGAAACGACAAAGGCCGCUCCAGCUGUCGUUCUUGGUGCCAGCUUCGCUGCCGAGAAUCCCGGGAUGAACGGUGACGUUGUUGAUGACUCUACGCCGUCCGAUCCAGAUGUCGACAACGACCCUGUCACCGAGACAACGCCCAGCAAGCAAGCCAAGAGGCCACCAGCGACACCCGUCCUAGCCACUACGCCAGCUAGCCAGAAGCGCAAGCAGCAGUCUAAGCCCACAUUCGCACUGGCAUCUCAACAGAAGCCCCUGAAGACAUAUCGUCUGAAGAGCUCUAGCAUCAGGUCCGAUCCCUACAUCGAAGACGAUAGCGAAAAUGGUUCCGGCAGCGGUGGUGACAAGACCAAUGGGGAGCAUACGACUAGCACUACAGCUGAAGCGUCCAGUCAGACUGUGAAGCAGACCAAACUAUAUUCGUCCGCCCAGAAGGAACGCGAUGCGGCAAGUAGACAGGCUGCAAUGGGUAACGGCAAUGCAAAAGCGAGAAAUAGCAAAGCAGCAGGUGGCAGCACUCCGACGCCACGCAGGUCUACGCAGACUCCUACAUCAAUCCGGAAGACGAAGAAACGAGCCAGCCAGCCAAAUACUCCUACUACGCCUCAGAAUCCGCUCAACCGAGUCUUCAAUAAGGAUGAUCUCCUACGGAUUACACAGGCCAUCGAAUCGUUCAGCGCCCAGCACAAGCUGACGCAAGUAGAAAUCAAUGACAUGAUUCAAGAGCGUUUCGGAGCCGGCCGGCACUCUUUCAACGAAGUGCUCGAUACACUUUGGAACACGAUUUUUUCCGUGUGCCCUGGAAAGACGCGUCAAAAAACGAUCGACUACUGUCGCAAGAACUUCCAUAACUUCAAGGCCGCGCGGCGGCAACUGGACAGUAGAAGAGGACGAGGACCUGGCGAUGCUGGUCGAGCAGCACGGCAAGCAGUGGACGAAAUUGUCCAAGGAACUCAACCGCCAUCCAGAGGAUAUUCGGGACAGAUACCGAAACUACGUCAUUUGCGGCCAGAAUCUGGAUCGGUCCGGCUGGACUGA